Molecule: messenger RNA, 1012 nt
Organism: Hibiscus syriacus
Lineage: Eukaryota; Viridiplantae; Streptophyta; Magnoliopsida; Malvales; Malvaceae
Product: NAC domain-containing protein 71-like
Exons: 4
Coding region: 29-1012 (327 amino acids)
Biological process (GO): regulation of DNA-templated transcription
Molecular function (GO): DNA binding
Source: RefSeq, a predicted model, not a curated record
CCUCUCUCUCUGUCGGAGCAGAACCGCCAUGGCUCCCAAGACUCUACCUCCCGGUUUCAGGUUUCACCCAACUGACGAAGAGCUCGUCGCUUACUAUCUCGAUAGGAAAAUAAGCGGUCGUACGAUCGAGCUCGAGAUUAUCCCAGAGGUCGAUCUCUACAAAUGCGAGCCUUGGGAUUACCCAGAUAAGUCGUUUCUUCCGAGCAAAGACAUGGAGUGGUACUUCUACAGCCCAAGGGACAAGAAAUACCCGAACGGGUCGAGAACCAACAGGGCGACACGCGGCGGAUACUGGAAAGCCACGGGGAAGGAUAGGACGGUGCAAACGUCGGGGUCUCAGAAGAGGGCGGUGGUUGGUAUGAAGAAAACUUUGGUUUACUACAGAGGUAGGGCUCCCCACGGCAUCAGAACUAAUUGGGUCAUGCACGAGUAUCGCUUACUCCACUCCGCUUCUCCCACUGCUCCUUCCAGUUUAAAGGACUCAUAUUCUUUAUGUCGCAUCUUCAAGAAAAACAUACAAAUUCCUAAAACAAAAGCAGAAGCAACUAUUGUGAAUAAUCAGUCGUUUGAUAAAGAAAUUUCAAGAGAGAGAGAAGCUGAACGUGAUGUUGAAGAUGAGAAUUUCAUUACUUCUUCCUCGGAUGUCACUCAAGGAACUCCCAAUGAAACCGGCAUUGUUGAUGAAUUCCAAGCUCCAUUCACAUCAGACGAAGCUAAUAGUUCAGUUGAUUUGAGUUUCCUCGACCCAAAUUUCUCCUCCGACCUAAAUCAGGAAAUGCAGAUUCCGGGUUACACAAAUCUUCAUUAUCAAGCUCCAUAUCCACCGUUGGAGCUCGAAGAUUUCCCGCAGAUAAAUAUCAUAUCAGAGACGAAGGCGUCCAAGGCUGAGAUAAUCGAUGAGUACAUGAUGCAUGACAAGUACAAGGACUACAUGAACGGAUCAUUAGAAGAUAUCUUCUCACUGUGUGCCUCCCAGGACAAUUCCAUUCCCCCUCUCUCAAUGCAUGAUUGA